Jatropha curcas is the source of this 1674-nucleotide messenger RNA. It is a transcript of the gene GPDHP, whose product is annotated as NAD-dependent glycerol-3-phosphate dehydrogenase family protein. Gene Ontology annotation, cellular component: cytosol. NCBI's taxonomy places the organism in Eukaryota, Viridiplantae, Streptophyta, Magnoliopsida, Malpighiales, Euphorbiaceae. Gene Ontology annotation, molecular function: protein homodimerization activity; NAD binding; glycerol-3-phosphate dehydrogenase [NAD(P)+] activity. The record is from RefSeq and is marked provisional. Gene Ontology annotation, biological process: carbohydrate metabolic process; glycerol-3-phosphate catabolic process.
AUGUUGGCAAAGAACUAACACAUUGUUUGUAACGAAACAGGUCUGUCUUCUUCGCCCGGAUGCGUCUUCUGUUUCCCAUAUAUCAUCCUCUCUUCUCUUCUCCUUCUCCUCUGUCAUCAUUACCCAUUUUCUCCAUUUCUCGUUUUUUCCUUUCUUCUCUUUCUCCUUCUUCCCUCAUGGCCCCUCCUCCAGCUGCUGCUGCCAUGGAAUACCAAGAAAGUGCUCCAAGUAACACUUUUACCAUCAACGAUGGCUCUGGUGCUGCUUCUGGUGCUUUUCACAUGUCUAAAGUCACUGUUGUGGGUAGUGGCAAUUGGGGUAGUGUUGCUGCUAAGCUCAUUGCUUCUAACACUCUCAAGCUCACAUCUUUUCACGAUGAAGUAAGGAUGUGGGUGUUUGAAGAGGCGUUACCAAGUGGUGAGAAGCUAACAGAUGUCAUUAAUCGAACCAAUGAAAAUGUUAAAUAUCUCCCUGGUAUAAAGCUUGGUAAAAAUGUUGUUGCAGACCCUGAUCUUGAUAAUGCAGUGAGGGAUGCAAACAUGUUGGUAUUUGUGACUCCACAUCAGUUUAUGGAGGGUAUAUGCAAAAGGCUUGUUGGGAAGAUAAAGGAAGGUGUAGAGGCUAUUUCACUUAUCAAAGGAAUGGAGGUCAAGAUGGAAGGCCCUUGCAUGAUCUCCAGUCUUAUUUCGUCGCAACUUAGGGUUAACUGUUGUGUGCUAAUGGGGGCAAAUAUUGCAAAUGAAAUUGCCGUUGAGAAAUUCAGUGAGGCGACAGUUGGAUACAAAGGGAACAGAGAGAUUGCUGAGAAAUGGGUUCAGUUAUUUAGUACUCCUUAUUUCAUGGUCACUCCGGUCCAAGAUGUGGAGGGAGUAGAACUAUGUGGGACCUUGAAGAAUGUUGUGGCACUGGCAGCAGGCUUUGUUGAUGGUCUGGAAAUGGGUAAUAACACGAAGGCAGCAAUAAUGAGAAUUGGUCUAAGGGAGAUGAGAGCCUUUUCCAAGUUGUUGUUUUCAUCUGUUAAGGACAGCACUUUCUUCGAAAGCUGUGGUGUAGCCGAUGUCAUCACAACAUGCCUGGGAGGAAGAAACAGGAAAGUUGCAGAGGCCUUUGCAAAGAAUGGGGGAAAGAGGUCUUUUGAUGAGCUUGAGGCAGAGAUGUUGCAGGGCCAAAAAUUACAGGGUGUCUCAACAGCAAGAGAGGUGUAUGAAGUUUUAAGUCAUCGUGGAUGGCUAGAGUUGUUUCCACUUUUUUCAACAGUACAUGAGAUCUGCAUUGGUCGUCUUCCACCAUCUGCUAUAGUUGAAUAUAGUGAGCACAAACCCAACUUCGCCCUGGUGGAAGGCUCAGCUCAAUAUUAUUGACUUUUCCUGAAGAAAAAAGUAAUAUAUUUCACGCAUUUUAGCAUAAAAUGUCAGCAUAAUUUUCUUAUGUUGAGCGUCAUGGCACAGGAAAAGGUUGGGUAGAAUUUUGGAUUUUCAGAUAUGUUUGGUUCCAAGAUAGCAAGAUGGUUCACCGGGCUUACAGCCUUCCUACUAGGGAAGCUUCAAGGUUGAAGUCGAAGGCAAUUAAGAUUAACACUUAAUGCUCCUUUAAUUUUCUUGUUUUACUGUUAUAUCAAAUAGUAAAAAUUGUAGACAUGAAAUAUUUAUGCAAAAUGAAUAAUAAUUUUUGCAA